UAUACUGCUUUGUGUCAUGAUUAUAUUUUUACUUCUGUCGAAGAUAAACAUUACAAUUUAUUUACAUAUACAUUCUAAAGCCCUAGAAGAGCCUUACCUUAACUAUUGUGUUGUGUUGAUAAAUUAUAAUAAUAAUAGUCGUAAUUGUCAGUUCGCACUUCGCAGUCGUAAGAUAACAAGACUCAGAAGUGUGGAAACGAGGAGAAUCACCAAUCGGUAGAUUUCUCGAACAGUCAAAUUACACUCUUUAAACGGUAUUAAAAGAAACGUUUUAUCGAAAUGGACAGCUUUUAUGGGAAUUCGUACCAAAGCAAUGGAAGUGAGAAAGAUUUCCAAACAUUGGCCCAGUCGAUCGGCACUAAUAUCCAGAAGAUAUCUCAAAAUGUAUCGUCAAUGAAUAGAAUGGUUAAUCAGUUGAGUACUAUGCAAGAUGCUACCGAAGUUAGAAAGCAAUUGCAUCAAAUAUCGCAUUACACUCAGCAGUUGUCCAAGGAUACUAGCCACAAUUUAAAAGAACUAAAUGAAAUACGUAACUACAAUUCUCAAACUGACCAAAGACAGUUAAAAAUCCAGAAAGAGCGUCUAGCAGAAUCGUUUACAUCAGCGUUAAACGCGUUUCAAACCAUUCAACGAAAAGCUUACGAUAAAGAAAAUGCGGAACUUCUGAAACGUACCACUAAAGCUGCAACGGGAAUAAAUUUACCUCCGCCACCUGGCUCAAAACACACAAAUGGUUACGCACAGCCAUCGGACAACCAGAACGAUCAAGCGCAAUUGCAAAUAUUGGAUGAAGUGAAUUUACAAGUGGUUGAACAAGAACAAGCCAUUAGGCAACUUGAGAAUGAUAUAAGUGAUGUGAAUCAAAUCUUCAAAGAAUUAGGCACUUUAGUUCACAAUCAAGGUGAGAUAAUUGACAGUAUUGAAGCCAAUGUUCAAAUUACAAAUGUGUCGGUUCAAGAGGGAGCCAGUCAACUCAGAAGAGCAACGGAGUACACUAACAAGCUAAGAAGAAAACGAUGCUAUUUGCUAACCAUUUGUUCCGUGAUAUUAUUUAUUAUUGUUUUGACAAUUUAUUGGGGGGCUAAUUAGUAUUUAAUAUAUUUUUAUUGUACCCAAGUUAUUCCAUUUCGCCAGUUUGUACUAUGUAUAGGUUAAUAUGUAUUUUAUGAAAAGUGUGCAGUAUGUUUUAAUAAUAAUAUUGCUAAAAUUGUAUUGUACACACACACAAAUACAUAUGUAAAUGUUAUUAAACAAUAUUUUAUAGAUUGUAAUAAUUACUGUAUUUAUACCA
Adelges cooleyi (spruce gall adelgid) is the source of this 1291-nucleotide messenger RNA. Its product is annotated as syntaxin-12-like. Gene Ontology annotation, cellular component: membrane; SNARE complex; endomembrane system. NCBI's taxonomy places the organism in Eukaryota, Metazoa, Arthropoda, Insecta, Hemiptera, Adelgidae. The transcript is spliced from 8 exons. Gene Ontology annotation, biological process: vesicle-mediated transport; intracellular protein transport; vesicle fusion. Gene Ontology annotation, molecular function: SNARE binding; SNAP receptor activity. Bases 280 to 1089 code for a protein of 269 amino acids. The record is from RefSeq and is a predicted model, not a curated record.